AUGACAUGGUCGAGCUGCUUACAGGAAUGUGCAAUCUGUCAGCGACUGCCCCAGAGGAUCGGAAGGUUAGGGCAUUGCAAUCUCACAGCUGCUUGUUGUGGGGAUCUCUCCUCUGCUUCCAGCACCAGCCAGCGUCUGACAGAGCUGGAACUGGAGAAUAAAACACUGGGAGAUUCCCAAGUGCAGCUACUGUGGGAGGGACCUCCAGACUGCAAAAAGCAGAAGAUACAGUUGCCGAGUUGCAGUCUCACUACUGCCUGUCGUGGGAAUCUCUCCUCUGUUCUCAGCACCAGCCAAACCCUGACAGAGUUAGACCUGAAGAACAACACCAUCAGAGAUUCAGGUGUACAGCUGCUGUGUGAGAGACUGAAACAUCCCAACUGCAAACUACAGAAACUAGGAUUGGAGAAAUGUGAUUUCACAGCUGUGUGUUGCAGGGAGCUGUCCUCCGCUCUCAGCACCAGCCGGACCCUGACCGAGCUAGACCUGCGGGAGAACAAAGGGGAAGAUUCCAGAGUGAAGGUGCUGUGUGAGGGGCUGACACAGCCAGCCUGCAACCUGCAGAAACUGGUGUACGUUAGAGCUGGGCCCCUUUAA
Molecule: messenger RNA, 597 nt
Organism: Chelonoidis abingdonii (Abingdon island giant tortoise)
Lineage: Eukaryota; Metazoa; Chordata; Testudines; Testudinidae
Source: RefSeq, a predicted model, not a curated record